Molecule: messenger RNA, 1683 nt
Organism: Passer domesticus (house sparrow)
Lineage: Eukaryota; Metazoa; Chordata; Aves; Passeriformes; Passeridae
Product: maestro heat-like repeat-containing protein family member 6
Exons: 11
Coding region: 16-1335 (439 amino acids)
Cellular component (GO): cytoplasm
Source: RefSeq, a predicted model, not a curated record
CUCCAGGUGCCCGCCAUGGUGAGGUACAUCCACCAGUGGCUCCUGGCCAAUGAUUCCGCCGAGCACAGGCUGGACAAGACCCUGGUGAAUCUCACCAAAGCACACCCGGAUGAUGCAGUAAUGACGCUCCUGCGUGUGGCCCCGUCCUGUGACAGAGCUGCUUGGACCAUGUGGAAAACCAUCAUGGGCUCAAGCAGGACUGCGGAGCUGGCACAGCUGGUACUCCUGGAUGUGCUGGGGAACUGGCCGGAGCACAGCACGUGCACCUCCGAUGGGGACAAAACGGGUGUCUUUGCCCUGGCUGCAACUGUGGUGAUGUGGAAGAUCCUCCAGGUGCGCUGUGUCCCCCGUAUAAUGAAGGUGUAUUUCCCACGCCUAUUUGUGCAGCUGCUCUUCCAAGUGUUCUUCAGCACUCUGGAUAUGCCAGAGGAGGUGGAUACCUUCUGGAAGGGAUGCCAGGAAGAACACGGCCUUGCCACCAGCCCCAACAGGUUUGCAGUGCGGACCCUGAAGUCCCUGCUCUGCCAAAGGCAGUACAAGGAUGUGGUGGUGGCAAUGGAACGCAGGGGUGUCUGGAACACACUGCUGUGUGAUGAUACCCGACACUAUGCCGUGGGUCUGCUGGCCAGGGAGAUGCGCCAUGCUCGUCUUGAAUUGUGUUCCAGUAUUGCACUCCACCUCCUCCAGCUGCUCAGCAGGGAGGAGCCACACUGGGAUCUGCCCGCCCUGGCGUUCAUUGUGGAGGUCCUCGAGUGCCUGGAUUACAGUGAAUGUGCUGACAGUGUUGUGGAGGUCUCGUCAAGGUACCUGCAGAGCGAGUGCAGGGAGAGGCGUCGCCUGGCACUCAGGGCCCUUCUCGAGCUCAUUCACAAUCCCUCGAUGGCUGACAAAAUGUGGAGCCUGACUGAAAGCCUCAUGGAUCUACUGUGGGACAAUGAUGCAGAGAUAGCUGGGAUGACACUUGUCGCACUCAGCUUUAUAUUCUGGCGCAAAUACAGUCUGAUGUCAAGCCCUAUUGUCCUGCAGCUGGCUGAGGCACUCCUGCCACUCUUUGACCAUGAUAAUAGCCAGGUACAGCUGCUCUCCAUAAAACUUUUCCGAGACAUGAUGGAGGUUUUGGAAGAGAGAGAAAAACCUUUGGAAAGGCUUGUGCAUCAGAGUCUGCUGCCACUCUUCUUCCACUGCCAUGAUGAGAGUCAGCAUGUGGCAGAGGCUUCUCGGGAAACGCUGCUUUGUGCGGCCAGGUUCCUGAAGAGGAGAGAUAUCAAAAAGCUGGUGAAGGAGGAGAAACUGUGGAAGUUCAGCAAGUGUUUGGGGUGGCCGGACAGCACCUGAGGGGGAACAUGGAAGAGCUGCUGAUGAUCUACAGUGCCCUUGAAGACAGGGCAAAUGACGUCAGCCUUGCCGUUGGAAGCCUGGCAAUUCAAUCAUUGUGCAUCCUCAGGUCUGCAGAGCGGGCUCCAAUCUCCAGGUUCCAGAGGCUGCAAAAUCAGCUGCGCGGGAUGUGGAAGGCUCGGCCGCGUCUGUCGCAUCUCCACAGGCUGAGCUGCUGGAGCUCUGUGGAGAUGUGAUUCCAUAUGUUCUUUUAGUUGGGGCCACCGGACUAAUUAGGAAUUUUGUUUUUUUUCAAGAAUGUUCUACUUUUAGUUUUCUUUUACUGUGUUAAUAUAGAAUGUGUUAUAA